GCAGAGGUAUCAAGAAUUUAAUUUUGCCCAUAUACAAUGCUCAUUGAUUCACAGUGGGCUGCCCUAGUCCAGCCCAGAUAUAAAUUUUACUACAGUUUUCCGUGAUGUCAUUGCAAGGGGUGGGGGGUGGACAAUGCUUCAUGAGGGAAAGGUAAGUCAAUAUUACGUUCUCUCGCUGACAAAGGCAAAUGAAGCCAUUUUUUUCUGCCUUUGAAUAAAUAACAUUUAAAGUCUUGGAAAGGAAACCUACAGCGUAUCGAAUGGAAGACGUUGUCUUUGGUUUGAAUAGCAUCAGUAGUAAAACAGAUCUGGAUUCUAUUUUUUCUUGGGAUAUUAUAACAUCCAUUUAAGAAGCGUCGGAUCUAUUAUAAGGCUUGAACAUCCACUGUAUUGCCAGGAGGAAGAAGAAGAUAAAGACAGCUUCUAAGAGGAAGAGGCUUUCGAUGUAAUAGUCCUCGUAAGAAAAUGAAUUUCGAGGUGAGCUGCUGAAUCAGAGGUGGACACGAGGAGAAAGACUCAGCAGUUGUGAAGCAAGAAAAAGCCUACACUGCAAAGCCAUCAAGAUGAGUUUAGACAGUGAUGACAAAAGAACACGAACCCGGUCAAAGGGAAUUAGAGAUAUUUUAUACGAUCUUUCAGUGCCUACAGAACUCACAGGACAAGAACUGAGCUGCCCAACCCCUGGAUGUAAUGGCUCAGGUCAUGUCAGUGGGAAAUAUGCAAGACACAGAAGUUUACAGAGCUGCCCGUUGGCUAAGAAAAGGAAACACCAAGAUCUAGACUCUGAGCAACCCAUGUCAAAAAGGAAAUCUCACCCUCUUAAACUAGCACUGGAUGAAGGGUAUAAUGUGGACAGUGAUGGCAGUGAUGAGACAGAGGCCAAGGAUGACUCAACAGCUGAAGAAUCUGAAGAAACUUUAGAUGAAGAACAAGAAGAAACAAUGGAUAAGGGCCUUAUCGAGCAAAGGCAGUAUGAAAUCGAGCCUGCUCAAGAAGAAUGUAUGGCAUCUGAGUCUUCACAUGAUGGACAAUCGCAAGAAAGAGACUCUUCCAAAAACCUAAUUUGUAACAAUCAGAGAGAGGAUUACAGCAGCUACCAUGAAAUGGUAGCUAGUUCCCUACUCAACUUGGGUCAAAUAACAGAAAAUACUGUUGAAACUGCACAGAUAUCCCUUGGCAGGAAUGAACUGGAGAUAGAAUGUGAAUCUGAGAACACUGUGCAGAGUAGUGAAGCUGCAAAUCAGGAACAAGUAAAAGCCGCAGAUGAUGAUGAGUGCAGUAGUGAAGAAACCUCUGAGACCAGAGUUAUUGUUGAUGUUGCCAAAAAUGACAAUAGGACUAUAGAAGACAAGCUGAACUCAGAAAAAGAGUCUCAAAGUAUAGAAGCUGAUAAAAUAUAUGUCAAGCAGAAAGACAACACAGACCACCAGUAUUUCAGUGGGGAGUACAAGCGAUUUCAUACUGUGAAGGAAGAGCCAAAGGGCCCUUCUGAAAUACAUUGUGAAGAAACACUAGAAGAUGAAGAGGAUGAUGAUGAGGAGGAGGAUGAUGAAGAGGAGGAUGAAGAUGAAGAACACGAAGAGGGAGAAGUGACACCACCAGAGGGUUCUCUAACAACCACAGAACUAGUACAAGACACACAGCUGGAGGAUUAUUCCUGUCCAAAAACAGUCUCUUCAGUGGUGAUUGAGGUACGAUCAGAGGAGUCAGACAAAGAUGAAGAGGACGAGGAGGAGGAGGAAGAUGAGGAAGACGAUGACGACACUCUUUCUCAGAAAUCUGCAGUCACUGAUGAGUCAGAGAUGUAUGACAUGACACGAGGAAACCUUGGCUUGUUAGAACAAGCAAUCGCACUCAAAGCAGAGCAGGUUAAAAUGAUGCGAGAUGCAGGCAAACUUCCAGGAGAGCAACUGCGUUACAUGCACUCUGAAGACAGGCCAGGAAAACCUCUAGAUACUAUAAGAAAGAGCUAUUUCAGCAAAGACCCUUCGAGGCCAGAAAAGAAAGAGGUGAAAUGUCCCACACCAGGAUGUGAUGGCACAGGACACGUGACUGGAUUAUACCCUCAUCAUCGCAGUUUAUCUGGUUGUCCACACAAGGACAGAAUACCCCCAGAAAUCCUUGCAAUGCAUGAGAAUGUCCUCAAGUGUCCAACCCCAGGAUGCACUGGUCAAGGUCAUGUCAACAGCAAUCGAAAUACUCACCGAAGUUUGUCUGGAUGUCCCAUUGCUGCUGCUGAAAAACUGGCCAAAAGUCAUGAGAAACAGCAGAUCUCUCAGCCAGUCAGUGAGCAGCCUAAAGGUAGCCCCAACUCUGACAGAGUCCUCAGGCCGAUGUGCUUUGUUAAGCAAUUAGAGAUUCCUCAGUUUGGAAGCUACAGACCCAAUGUACUGCCUACCACCCCACGUGCCAAUCUGGCUAAGGAACUUGAAAAGUAUUCAAAGGUCUCUUUCGAUUAUGCAAGUUUUGAUGUUCAGGUCUUUGGCAAACGUGUAAUUGCCCCAAAGAUUCAGACCAGUGAAACCUCACCAAAAGCCUUUAAAACAAAACCAUUCCCAAAGGCCUCAUCUCCAAGCCACAGCCUACCUAGCAGCUUCAUCAAGAGUACUUCCUCUUCUUCCUCCAGCGGCUACGACUACUCGCAUGAUGCUGAGGCUGCUCACAUGGCAGCCACUGCUAUCUUAAAUCUCUCUACACGCUGCUGGGAAAUGCCAGAGAAUCUAUGUACAAAACAACAAGAUCUCAGCAACAAGAGCAUGGAAAUUGAAGUUGAUGAGAAUGGUACCCUUGACCUCAGUAUGAAGAAACACAGCAAGCGAGAGAGCAGCAUAUCAUGCCUAAGCCCGAGUGUUAGAUCACCCGACCAGUCACAGAACCAGAGUAGCAGUACAAGCAGCAGUGCAAUGACAUCUCCACAAUCUAGCCAGACAUCCAAACAGGAGGACUGGGAGGGUCCAAUCGACUACACCAAGCCUAACAGGCAAAGGGAGGAGGAAAUGGAAGAGGUAGAACCUGCUGCCCAUUCAUUUGUCUCUUCUGAGCCUGAAGAUUGUGACACGCUUCAGGAGAAUCUGGAAGACAGAAAGUAUCCAGGAGAAGUUACAACCUCCAGCUUUAAAAUUAAAUUCCAGGCAAAGGACAGCAAAAAGGAGCUUCUGUUAUGCCCAACCCCUGGCUGUGAUGGCAGUGGACAUAUCACAGGAAAUUAUGCAUCACAUCGCAGCUUGUCUGGUUGUCCUCUUGCUGACAAGAGUCUCAGAUCCCUCAUGGCUGCCCAUUCUGCCGAGCUCAAGUGCCCAACCCCUGGUUGUGAUGGGUCUGGUCAUAUCACAGGAAAUUACGCAUCACACAGAAGUCUGUCUGGGUGCCCUCGUGCCAAGAAAGGUGGAAUAAAAACAACACCUACCAAGGAUGACAAGGAGGACCCGGAGCUCUUAAAAUGUCCAGUUCCGGGAUGUGAUGGCUUAGGUCACAUUAGCGGGAAGUAUGCAUCCCACCGAAGUGCCUCAGGCUGCCCAUUGGCUGCACGGAAACAGAAAGAAGGGCUCCUUAAUGGUUCACCAUUUUCUUGGAAAACCCUUAAAGCUGAUGGACCAACUUGUCCUACUCCUGGGUGUGAUGGUUCAGGUCAUGCUAAUGGCAGUUUCCUUACACACAGGAGUUUGUCAGGUUGCCCAAGAGCCUCUUUCUCCGUGAAGAAAGCAAAGUUUCUUGGGGAUGAUUAUCUUACCACCAAAUUCAGAGCAAGCGAUGUGCUUGACAAUGAUGAAGACAUCAAACAAUUAAACAAGGAGAUCAGUGAGCUUAAUGAGUCAAAUACUGAGAUUGAAGCUGACAUGGUUAAUUUGCAAACACAGAUUUCAUCCAUGGAAAAAAAUCUUAAGAAUAUUGAAGAGGAGAAUAAAAUUAUAGAAGAGCAAAAUGAGGCAUUGUUUAUGGAGCUGUCAGGAUUAAGCCGUGCCCUCAUUCGCAGCCUAGCUAACAUUCGCCUUCCACACAUGGAGCCAAUCACUGAGCAGAAUUUUGAUGCCUAUGUGAACACGUUGACAGAUAUGUACACGAAUAAGGAAUGCUACCAGAACCCGGAGAAUAAAGCCCUACUGGAGUCCAUAAAACAGGCUGUGAAGGGUAUUAAAGUUUAAAAGAAGGAAGAACUAACUUUUAAAUAGAAAACGUAAAGGGCAUUCAGGUUUAUAAUGGCAAUGUACUUCUUCCCAGGGAGCAUUCACACAAAACCAGGACCAAAUACCUAACCCUUUGGCAGCUGGGUUUGUUUAUACAAAGUGAAUCAGAACCAAAUUAUGGUAUUUUUUUCCCCCAGCACUUCAUCGGAAUACAAAUGGAAAGGACAGUGAGGGAGAAAUGUUGUGACACAUGGUCAUAAUAUGUAGCAAAGGAAUUGAAAUACAAAUUUUGCAUACAGUCUGUGUGAAUUCUAACCAAAGGCUACUAGCUAUUUAAACAGUAAGUCACAAAAAUGAGAAAAUGAGAAACUUUCGUCGGUCUUUUGAUUUUCACAUCUGCUUUGAGUUUUGAGGGACACCUAAAUAGGAAAGCAGAAAGAAGCAGCUGGAUCUUUGUUGGAUGUAUGUUGCAAUAGAUUACGAUUGCAGAGAAGGACAUUUUGCACACCAGUGAAGAGUUGUACUCUUGUAUGAUACGCAUGUGAAUUAACUGGGCAUUGAAUUAACUGGGUUCUGUAAGAAACGAGAAAAGCUUCUUAGACUUAUCAUGUUGCAGUUGAGAAAACACCCUUCACCUCAAACUGCUUCUGACAACGGUACAACAUUCCCUGCCUCAUCAGCUGAGUUUUAUACGAGAAACAAAACCCUGUAAGAGCACCAAGGACACAAGUGAUAAUACUUUUGGUAUUCUCCUUAAAGUAACAAAUCUAUUAUGUAAAUACAUUCAUCUAGUUCUAUUUAUAGUAUUUAUGAAAAUAGAAAUUGCACUUCA
Molecule: messenger RNA, 4956 nt
Organism: Polypterus senegalus (gray bichir)
Lineage: Eukaryota; Metazoa; Chordata; Cladistia; Polypteriformes; Polypteridae
Product: myelin transcription factor 1-like
Exons: 23
Coding region: 564-4142 (1192 amino acids)
Biological process (GO): regulation of transcription by RNA polymerase II
Cellular component (GO): nucleus
Molecular function (GO): DNA-binding transcription factor activity, RNA polymerase II-specific; zinc ion binding; RNA polymerase II cis-regulatory region sequence-specific DNA binding
Source: RefSeq, a predicted model, not a curated record